Messenger RNA from Phyllotreta striolata, 725 nucleotides. NCBI's taxonomy places the organism in Eukaryota, Metazoa, Arthropoda, Insecta, Coleoptera, Chrysomelidae. The record is from the annotation of a GenBank genome assembly.
AGUAGAAAUUUUCAAAACCAUCUGUCAUAUCUGUCACCUGUCAAUUACAUCAAUCUGACAUUUUUAUUUUAGAUCAAUUAUUGAGAAACUAAUCCAAAAUUUAGUCGUAUUCUCACAAAUUUAGUGUAAUUCUCUCAACCAACACCUUUUAAAAAUGUCCAAGCUGAUCACAUCCAUUCCUUCAUUGGCAGGAAGGUUGAUACAAGAAGGGCGCCCCAAGCUGGAUGUCUUCAUUAAAUACGCCAAAGUGGAACUGACGCCUCCCACUCCCGCAGAUAUACCCCAAAUCAGGGCGGGACUCGGCCGCUUGAUCACAGCAGCUCGAACUGGUUCGUGGAAGAACCAGUCCGUCAAAGAAGGCUGGCUGAACACCCUCGUGGGAAUCGAGGUACUCUGCUGGUUCUACGUCGGCGAAUGUAUCGGUAAACGCCACAUUGUCGGCUACGAUGUAUAAAUUAGCUCGUAUAAGUCAUCAAACUUCUUAGUAACUCGUAAGAUUAAAGUGCAUAUAAAUUCAAUUUAAUGUAAGUUGUUUAAUGUAUAAAUCAACCUCGUUUCAGUAAAGGUGUUAAACGCUUCUCUCAUAUCUACUAAUACUACUCAGGAAGCCUCUAUAUCAUUCAAACAGACGAUGUACCUGCAUAGCCAAAUGGCAACAGGCCACAUUUAUAUCUCCUAAAAUAUAAGUAAAUUGAUUGAAAUAUAAGAAGCAAAUAUUUUAAUAA